This is a messenger RNA of Gaeumannomyces tritici R3-111a-1, 386 nucleotides long. RefSeq lists its product as hypothetical. Lineage: Eukaryota; Fungi; Ascomycota; Sordariomycetes; Magnaporthales; Magnaporthaceae. The transcript has a single exon. The record is from RefSeq and is a predicted model, not a curated record. Bases 1 to 321 code for a protein of 106 amino acids.
AUGCUACGCAGCCUUGAGCCCACAUUCACCUCGGCGCCAUACUUCACGACAAAGUUCAUAGGCUUCGACGUCACCAUCCCCCACCCGAUCACUCCGGCCUGGACACCCGACAGCUCUGGCCCGGCGCCUUGGGACAACAUUCCCGAUCUGCGCUAUUGGGUCGAGGUGGAGUCCGGGAUGAGAGGCGCGGUCGUCGUUAACCAUAUGCUUGCGGCGCUGGAGAGCCGGGGAGGCCGCGAGCGGGAGAUGGGCCAUCACGCUUACGAACUGUACCACGCCUUUUGCCCAAUCUUCCCUUUUGGGGGCCAGGUGGCGCCCUAGGACGACUAGUAAGUGACUGGCGGUUGUCGAAACGGGGCGCCGAGGAACGUGGGCUUGCUUUGGAA